AUGUUAAUAGUUCAAAGAAAGUCAACAAAGAAUUCCAUUAUUAGAAGUGGGAGUUUAAACAGAUUAAGAAAACAAAGAAUUAGAAGGAGAACCGAGGCCAGCUUGCACAGGACCUGGUCACGCAACCAGUCGACGACACCUCCGCACAGCCGUGAACCACCCUCCAUAUCGUACGCCGCGACCAUCACCGUCGCCAUCAAGAUCGCAACUCCGACAUCCACCCAAAUCGCGACCGUGCGCCACUGUGAAGCUCCAUCCGCGUCAUUCUCACUACCGCAUAUGUCUCAGCCAAAUUCAUUCACCGACGCAAAGCCCUCCUUUACACAGAAGCAUCAAUGGCUAUCCGAUAUCGCAGAUGUCAACCUAUCACCAGAACCAAUUGCCUCAAUCCCAUAA
Messenger RNA from Vicia faba (fava bean), 396 nucleotides. Lineage: Eukaryota; Viridiplantae; Streptophyta; Magnoliopsida; Fabales; Fabaceae. The record is from the annotation of a GenBank genome assembly.